Molecule: messenger RNA, 1626 nt
Organism: Colletotrichum gloeosporioides
Lineage: Eukaryota; Fungi; Ascomycota; Sordariomycetes; Glomerellales; Glomerellaceae
Product: Cytochrome P450 monooxygenase eqxH
Exons: 5
Coding region: 1-1626 (541 amino acids)
Molecular function (GO): monooxygenase activity; iron ion binding; oxidoreductase activity, acting on paired donors, with incorporation or reduction of molecular oxygen
Source: RefSeq, a predicted model, not a curated record
AUGAAUUCUCGACCAACUUGGUGGGAGGAGCUGAGGGUUGACAUACCCUUUGCUGACCAGCCGGCUGUCUAUAUUCUCACUCUGGCCGUGUUGGUGUUUUUUGCGCGCGCCUUUGGUGACCAAAAGAGCAACCUCCCGGAGCUUAACCCCAAGAAGGCGUUUGAAUUCACCAACAGACGUCGAGUUUCCGAAUUCUUCCCCCGAAGUGCUGCACUGCUGGCCGAGGGAAGGUCUCGUUUUGGGAACAAACUCUAUAAGGCGUACUGUGAUUGGGGAGAGGUUAUCGUACUGUCGCCUCAGCACAUCGAAGAGCUUCGAAGUGAUGCGCGACUGUCAUUCCUUGUUCCGGCAAAUGAUGUAUACCCUAUCUUCUCAGCGAUGCUCGUCAUUGAUACAGUAGCUCACAUGGACUCGCAGGAUACCCAUGGGUAUAUCCCCGGCUUCGACGCUUUUUCGCUGGAUGAUAAGUUGGCCAAAAUAGUCACGAAGUAUUUGACCAAGGCUCUGACUAAGCUUACGGCCCCAAUUUCUCAAGAAGCAACGUUUGCAAUGCGGGCAGUGUUGACAGACUCCCCAGAAUGGCACGUCAUGAGCCCCAAGGAAGACCUCGUUCGUGUUGUGUCCCAGAUGUCUACAAGGAUCUUCAUGGGCGAGGAGCUCUGUAGAAAUGAGGAAUGGACAAAAGCAUCCGGUGACUACACCAUCACUGCCUUCAAAGCUACCGAUGAAGUCAGAGCUUGGCCCCGACUCCUUAGGCCCAUCGUUCACUGGGCCAUGCCUGUUUGCCAGGAUCUUCGGCAGCAGCUGGUCAAGGCCAAUAAUGCCCUCGAGCCCCAUAUCAAGAAGCGCAAUGCCAUCAAAGCUGCUGCUCUGGCCAAAGGACAGCCGAGCCCAUUCGAUGAUCUGGUCGAGUGGUGGGAAACAGAGUACGGUCCAUCGAAUGAGCAUGCUAGGCACCAACUCACUCUAACCGUCGUUGCAAUUCACACAACCUCUGAUCUUCUUCAACAAACGAUGAUUGACGUAGCCAUGAAUCCCGAAAUAUUGGCCCCCCUCCGAGAAGAGGUCAUCACUGUCUUGGGAUCUCAAGGGUUGAAGAAGACGGCGUUGUACAACCUGAAGUUGAUGGACAGUGUCAUCAAGGAGUCUCAACGUAUGAAGCCGGCGCUACUAGGACUCUGGAGUCGACAAGCACUCGCUGACGUUGAGCUUUCGGACGGCUACGUAAUCAAGAAGGGCCAGAGAGUCCUUGGAGAAGGUACUCACAUGUGGAAUUCUGAGUAUUGGAAGGAUGCCGACAAGUUUGAUGGCUAUCGAUUCUUGAGGCUGCGGGAGGCGGCAGAGGGUGAAAGGGACGAAGACAGCAAGACGGCCCAUCUCGUGAGCACAAGUUCAAGACAUCUUGGAUUCGGGCAUGGGAUCCAUGCCUGUCCCGGCCGUUUCUUUGCCGCCAACGAGAUCAAGAUUGCCUUGUGCCAUAUCCUGCUCAAGUACGACUGGAAGCUUCCCGACGGCUUCCAGCCGAAGGCCACCACCUUCGGCAUGUCAAUUAUUCCCGAUCCGGCCACCAAGUUUCUCAUCAGGCGACGGAAGGAGGAACUCGAUCUGGACUCGCUUGAGUGUUAG